Messenger RNA from Zasmidium cellare ATCC 36951, 1170 nucleotides. RefSeq lists its product as uncharacterized. The record is from RefSeq and is a predicted model, not a curated record. Gene Ontology annotation, molecular function: metalloexopeptidase activity. NCBI's taxonomy places the organism in Eukaryota, Fungi, Ascomycota, Dothideomycetes, Mycosphaerellales, Mycosphaerellaceae. The transcript has 2 exons. Bases 1 to 1170 code for a protein of 389 amino acids. Gene Ontology annotation, biological process: proteolysis.
AUGAAGGUCGCAUCGGCUCUCCUUGCAUCCUCCUCACUCGCUUCGGCGCUUACCUUACCAAGCUGGCAAGAUGUAGCUAGCACGGUAGAGGGCCAACUGCCUUUUACCAGUAGCGAGAAAUACCUGGUCCAGUUAUCGCCGACGGAAACACGAUGGGUGACGGAGAACGAGAAGUGGGCAUUACGUCGCGAGGGCAAGAAGUUCUUCGACGUGACGCGGCAGCACCUGCAGCCGGAACUUUUCCUGCACGAGAAGGACAGGGAGACCCGUACUGUCACCUAUCCGAAGAAGCCGGCGCAGAAUGAGACGGUAUCGGAGCUGUUGAAGGGCUUGAAGAAGGAGAAUAUGAAGGAGCAUUUGGAGACGUUUACAUCCUUUCAUACGAGGUAUUACAAAUCUGACUAUGGUCGUCAGUCAUCGGAGUGGCUGUUGGGACAGGUCAAUGAGACGCUUGCGGAUGCCGGUGUGGGCAUUGUGAGGCCUUUCGAGCACGAAUGGGGCCAGAACAGCAUUAUUGCUACGCUUCCUGGAAAGUCUGAGAAGACGAUUGUCAUUGGAGCACAUCAGGACAGCAUCAACCUCUUCCUCCCAUCGAUUCUCGCAGCGCCUGGAGCGGACGACGAUGGCUCAGGCACCGUCACUAUCUUAGAAGCCCUCCGAGUGCUUCUAAAAGACAAGGACAUCGCCCACGGCAAGGCCGAGAAUACUGUCGAGUUCCACUGGUACUCUGCAGAAGAGGGUGGGUUGCUCGGUUCGCAAGCUAUCUUUAGCUCAUACGAGAAGGAGGGUCGGGAUGUCAAGGCGAUGCUGCAGCAAGAUAUGACCGGAUAUACGCAGGGCACGAAAGACGCUGGAAAGCCCGAGAGCGUCGGUGUGAUUACCGACUUUGUCGACCCUGGCCUCACCGACUUCAUCAAGAAGGUCGUCGACACCUACUGUGACAUCCCGUAUGUUGAGACCAAGUGCGGAUAUGCUUGCUCCGAUCAUGCCUCCGCCUCCAAGGCUGGAUACCCCUCUUCGUUCGUCAUUGAGUCGAGCUUCGCUGACAGCGACAAGAAGAUUCAUACUUCGGACGACAAGAUUGAGUACCUCGACUUCGACCAUAUGCUGCAGCACGCCCGAUUGACGCUUGGUCUUGCGUACGAGCUGGCGUUUGCAAAGUUCGACUAA